Messenger RNA from Gilbertella persicaria, 801 nucleotides. RefSeq lists its product as uncharacterized. Bases 1 to 801 code for a protein of 266 amino acids. The transcript is spliced from 2 exons. Lineage: Eukaryota; Fungi; Mucoromycota; Mucoromycetes; Mucorales; Choanephoraceae. The record is from RefSeq and is a predicted model, not a curated record.
AUGUCAGAUACUCGCCCUGCGUCUAUCCCUGACCUCUCGCCUCAUGCUCAACAGAUCAUGCAGCAAUUCUUCAAGUGCCAUAAUUUAAUCAGCUGCACCUUUUGCGCUGAAUUUGGCACACUUGGAUAUAUUGCCAACAACACAACCACACCUGCACUCCCUGUGUUUCAAUGCACAAAGUGUCACGAAAAGCCUUCUUUUCCAGUAGUCGAAAAGGAGAUUCAACAGGCCAUUGAUGCCUCUACACGUGGUGCCACAACCACCAUUACCAAAACCACCAGCGCAACUCGACAGCCCAAAAAGCGAAGCAGAGUCGCAAGUGAUGCCAGCAAUGGCUCACAAAAAGGUACACCUAUUGCCACUCCAGUAAAGAGUGGUCAACUCAUCAACAACAACAGCAACAACAACAACACCACUCACAGUGCAAUUCACGACAAGGAAAUUGCACUUUUAAAAGAUAUGCUCUUGUCUCUCCAAGAUAAACUCUCUGAAUUUGAAAGAGAAAACAAGAUGAUAAAGAGCCAAUUGCAAACAUAUGCAACAAAAAACGCCGAGCUUGAACAACAACUGUUAAAGCAGCAAAAACAGCAAGCAAUUAUUGAAUUGCAACAACAACAACAACAACAACAACAACAGCAACAAACAGACCAAGAUGAUCUUGUUAUGGUAGAUGAUGCUGAAUAUCCUCCCCUUGGUGCUGCCCAGUCCAAGUACGCACAUUCUUUUGAUGUCAAGAAGCGUCUUGCUGAGCGCUCGAAAAAUACUCAUAAAAAAACAAAAAAACACACAAAAACCUACUAA